UGUUAACCAAUGGAACAGAUAAGUAAAACAAGACAUCCUACCACAAGAACAGAGUAGAGGCAUUCUCGUGUCUAUCUUCCUGUGACAGUCUCUAAAAAUGGAAGCCUCAAAAAUGUGUUUAGGUCUUAAAACACUCCCUAACGUUCACAACGGCCCUCUCUCUCAUAAGACCAACCUCUCUCUCAUUCCUCGCCGUUUGCUACAAAACAACACUCUUUCCUCCAGGAAACCCACAAAACACGACUCAAUAUGUGUAAUGGCUGAGAGUAGUGGCGAUCUUGAGAGUACUCGUCCAUUGACUUACUUUUCUCCAUCUACUUGGGGAGAUUACUUCCUCUCCGUUCCCGUCGAUGACUCUGAGUUUGAGGCACUUGAGCUAGAAAUUGAAUCUGUGAUGAAGCCUAGAGUAAAGGACAUCCUUAUUUGUCCUCAAAAUAGCGACAAGGAGAAGAUUCGUAUUAUCCAUUUGCUUAUCAGCCUCGCUAUCGCUCAUUAUUUUGAGAGCGAAAUAGAAGAGAUUCUACACCAAGCUUUCCAAAAUCUGGACGACUUAAUAUCAGAAGAAGAUGAUCUGGAAACUAUUGCAAUCAUGUUUGAAGUUUUCAGGCUAUACGGCCAACACAAGAUGUCUUGCGAUGUGUUUGAGAGAUUCAAAGGUGAAGAUGGGAAAUUUAAGGAAAGUCUGGCGCAUGAUGUUAGUGGAAUGUUACAAUUGUACGAAGCAUCGCAUCUCAGUCUACCGUCUGAAGAUAUAUUGGACGACGCAUUGACUUUCACGAGGCAUCACUUGGGGUCGUUGACUGGCCAAGAAACUAGCUCAAAUCUCUAUGAGCAGAUACAACGCGCACUGUAUAGAGCUCGAUAUCAUAACAUCGAGAUAGUUGUCGCACGACAAUACAUCUCUUUCUACGAACAGGAGGAAGGCCACGACAAGACGCUCCUCAAGUUUGCAAAGCUCAACUUCAACUUUUGCCAAAUGCACUACGUCAAAGAGCUUAAGAUUAUCACCAAAUGGUGGAAAGAGCUAGGUAUGGCGCCUAAGCUAUCUUACAUAAGGGACCGAAUUGUGGAGGCAUUUCUUUAUGCAGUAGGAGUGUUUUUCGAGCCACGGUAUUCACUUGGAAGAAUUCAUUCCGCUGCACUUUCAGUGAUCAUGAGUGCCGUUGAUGAUACAUGUGAUGCAUAUGCCACUCUUCCAGAAGUUAUUAGUUUUCAUGAUGCUUUCCAAAGGUGGGAUCUUGGUGCCAUGGAGGAGCUACCAAGCUAUAUGAGAAUCGUCUACCAAAAUACGUUAGAAAUUGUUGAAGAAAUUGAUCGAGAAAUGAAAGCUCUAGGAAAGUUCGGUAGUGUGCAACUAACUAUAGAUGAGACUAAGAGUUUGAUGAAAGUGUAUCUUACGACAGCCAAAUGGGCACGCACAGGGCACGUGCCAAGCUUUGAGGAUUACAUGGAGAAUGGGAGCCCCUCAUCUGGACUGGAUGACUAUGCAGCCUUCGGAUAUAUAUCUAUGGACGAUUGGGAACGAAAGCAACUGAAUGAGUGGUUCAACUCCGAACCCAAAAUAUUUAAAGCUUUAAAUAAUAUAUUCCGUCUUAGAAAUGACGUUGUGACUUUUGAGCAAGACAUGAGCAGAGGAGAGGUGGCGAAUGGAGUCAACUGUUACAUGAAACAACAUGGUGUUACCAAAGAAGCAGCGGUUGAUGUAUUGAGGAAGAUGGAACGAGAGAAUUAUAAGAUAAUGAUGGAGGAAUUUGUUUUGACGAAAGAUGUGCCACGACAGAUUCUGGUGCGAGCCAUCAACAGUGGACGUAUGAUUGAUUUAUAUUACAAGGAAGGUGAUGGAUAUGGUCAUCCUGAUCAAAAACUAAAAGACAUUAUUGUCUCUUCGUUCCUCCAUCCAAUUCCUCUUGGACAAACUUAUGUAAGUUAAGAGUGAACUAAGGAGAUAUAUAAUCACUCUAUUAUCUUCAACAUUUCUUUCCUUAGUUCUUUGUAUUUCAUGUGCACUGAGAACUACUCGUGCCCUCUAUC
This is a messenger RNA of Raphanus sativus (radish), 2031 nucleotides long. Its product is annotated as terpenoid synthase 25. The record is from RefSeq and is a predicted model, not a curated record. Bases 98 to 1930 code for a protein of 610 amino acids. Gene Ontology annotation, biological process: diterpenoid biosynthetic process. NCBI's taxonomy places the organism in Eukaryota, Viridiplantae, Streptophyta, Magnoliopsida, Brassicales, Brassicaceae. Gene Ontology annotation, molecular function: magnesium ion binding; terpene synthase activity. The transcript has 7 exons.